Messenger RNA from Thamnophis sirtalis, 2904 nucleotides. Lineage: Eukaryota; Metazoa; Chordata; Lepidosauria; Squamata; Natricidae. The record is from RefSeq and is a predicted model, not a curated record.
GGCUCCCGGGGCGGACGAAGGCUUGGGAGAGGGGGAAAGCCCGGGAAGGCAGGCUUUAGGCUCACCGCGUGGUGACUGGGAGGAGAAGGGCCUGGCCAGGAAGGAAAUGGAGAAGGGCGCUGCUCGCCAGAAGGAAGGCCCGAGGGCGAGAGACUCCAACGCGGGCCCCUCCAGAGGCCCAGAGGGCCCUCGGGAAAGACCCGGGAGCCACGUGGCCGAAGAGGGCACCGUGUCAGGCGCCAUGGGCCCAGGGGCGGCUCCAGGCCCCGCAAGUGGUGCCCCCAGCCCCCAUGCAGAGCCCUGGCUCCAGAGGACGGUGGCCCUAGUCCUCAAAGCCUCCAGCCCCAGGGUCUCCCUGCCAGAAGCUACCCCGGUGACGGUGCUGCUCCUGCAGAGAUACCUGGCCGAGGGGCCGCCACCCCCGCCCAACGCCCCCUGCCAGAACUACUACUACGAUGUGACUGUGACGGAUGGCACCUGCCAGGAGAAGUGCUUCCUGGCCCCCCAGCUGAACGGCCUGGUCCAGCGAAACCGGCUGGCUGCCGGCGGGCAGAUUAAGAUCACCCAGUGUUCCCUCGUGUACAAUGAAAGGAGCCUCGGCCCGGGCUUUGUGUGCAUUGAAGAGCUAGAGAUCCUAGAAGAGGCUUCGGCCUUGGCCAGGCCUGCCUCCCAGCUCAGGAUCUGCCACGUGAAGACCCUCCUGCCCCUGAAAGGGAGCAGGAAGCAUUACCUUCCUCUGUGGAACAAUGACGAUCCCUUUGGGGAGACGUGGGUAUCCAAUGUGCCCUUGAGGGAGGUCGGCCUGGAGGAAUUCAAACCAACAUCCAUCUCUAUUCUGGUGAUGACCUGGGAAAGCAAAGUCAGCUUCCCACCGUUGCGUGUCAGAAUCAUCCAUAAGUCUCGGUUACGGUAUUUUGGAAAACCACAAACAAAGCUAGAUGUGCCAUAUCAGGCUUAUUUUGAUGUGGCUGAUCAAUCUGGCAUGGUGUUAAUGGUGCUGUGGGGCUCUUUAUGCCCUGAAUGGUAUCACAGUAUGAAAAUCGGCACAGUGCUGCUGCUUGAAAAAUAUGCUGUUAAAAAAAGUUUAUCUUCUAACAUGCAGUCAAGAUCUGAAGAUUUGCACAUGAGGAGAUUUAGUUCAAUAGAAAUAGCUUUGAACGUUCGAGACCCUCCAGCUAAAAUUAACAUCAUUCCAGAACAUAAAAUUAAACCAGAAUGGAAGUUACCCGAAGUUGAAUAUCAUUUUGUAACAAGGUCCGAAUUGGAUAACUUAGCACAAAAUCAGUUUUGUGAUGUCAUUGGACUUGUACAGUAUGUUGGACGGGUCGAGCGCAAGAAGAAAAAAGGUUAUAUGGAUGACUUUUGGACAUAUCGCUGGGUACAUAUUAUUGAUGGGACCUCAGAGCAGCCUUUUAUAAUGGAAUUGUUUUCCACAUCUCAGCCAGAUGUGUUUGAGAAAAUUUACCCAAUGACCUACUUGGUAUGUACCCAGAUGAGAGUGGAAAAAAAUGUUUCCGAGAAUGGCUCCAGUACAUCCUAUUUAACAACAUCUAUGAAAACUCAAAUGUUUAUUACAGGAUGGCAUAAGGACCAGCCAUAUAUAAAAGAUCCGAAAGUGCAAAACUUUAUCCAGUGGGUGAGAAGGCAAGAGGAAGCUUUUCACGUGGACAAAGUCUUCAUUGGGGGAUACUAUCGUUUCCCGCCACUCCCAAGUACAUUUGCAGAAUAUUGCAAAAAUAUGAAUGAAUUGGUUUUGAUAUCCAUCAGUAAAAUUGAGAAGGAGAUUGACAGUUUGCACUACAGGGAACAGAAGCACAUUGCUUUUCAAGGGAUAAUUAGUGCUGUAAGAUGUGUCAGCUGCAGCAAUACCUCCCAGGAUGCAGUGGGAGAAUUGGCAAUGCAGAUCGAGAAAAUGCCACCAACCUCUUUGUCGCAACACCAGCAAGCAAGAGAAUCAACUUCUAAAGCGAGGUCACCAUCUCUGGCGCAACAAACUAUAGUGACCAGGAGUUUUGCAAAGAGACAGAUUUCAGCUGCAGAGACCACAAAGCAUCCUCCUGUGUCUUCUCACCAUUCAUAUUUGACAAGGUCAAGCAAAAGAAGAAGGUUGUCCAAUUUUCAGCAAGGUAAUUCUGACGCCAACAAAGACAAUGCAGAAGUGGUGGAAACAGCACAGACGCACCAAACAGGUGACAAAGAAAUAGCUGAUGGAUCUGGAAAAGGUCACCCACAAAGGAUGUGCCACAGUUCCUGGGAAAGUGUUCGCUGGACCGCCGUCAAAGAGACAUUAGCACAGCACUUGAACUUCAGCAAGAUUUUCCCAGAAAGCUUCCCUUGGAAAUUUAAUUAUGCUCACAAAGAAGCCCUGCUGAAAAAAUACAACCUUCAAGCAGCCCAAUUCCAGCCAGAAAAAUGCCUGGCGAGUGGAGAAAUUAGUCACUUGAAAAGUAACCAUCUCCAAUAUUAUCAAGUGACUAUUCUUGGUGUAAAUAAUGAAACAGCUGUAGACGUUGCCCUCCUGAAAGACUCUUCCUUAUUUCAAGUCAAAGAGACACCACAAAAUGCAGCACCUUCUCACAGAAACAGUUCUACGCCUUGCCAGGAGACCAUUAACCAAGAAGGACUUUUUGAGUCACUUCCAGAUGAUCUCAAAGCUGCUGCCCUGGAGAACCAACGGGUCGUCUGCAUCCUGGAUGUUUGUUCUCUGGAUAACAACCAAACCGAAGUCUUGCUUAGGAAAAUAUAUAAGAUAACAGAAGUUGACGUUGUAAACCAAAAACAAAUAAAUGUUUUGUAAACCAAGAAGAGAGUGUUUUUCUCCUGCUGUGCUCUCCGCGAUUUGGAUAUUUUAGGAGCGGUUAAGGAAAGUUUUGGGUUCUUUCGUACUCAAAUUUUGCAGAAGUG